UCGCCGAUGCUUGAGACAGGAUUGAGGUUUCAGGAGGCUCUGAGACCUAACGGAGGCAGCUGUGACGUGGUCCCGAUAUCACCACCCAACCUCGACUUGGAAUAACCCAGCUGCGUGUUAGCACCUUUCCCCGUGCGCGACGCGUAACGCACGGGAACAAUGGGAUUGGUCAGAGGUUGCAAUGAGGACGCCAAAUGCCAUGCCGCACACAUGUCCUCCCUGACAUACGAAUCUAGGCUCAACGCAGGUUAUUGAUUAUGCUUGGGAUAUUUCGGCGUCUGACCGGGUGCCAGACAUUUCAGCAGGAGCAUAGAGUCCAGCGAGGUGGAUGCUGCGCGGUUACGCGCCCCCUGAAUCCCUAAACUGAAUCUCGCAGACGGUGUGAUAGUUCGAGCGCGUGUGCAUAUGUGUGUGUGCGUGUGGGGGCGAGAGUGAAAGUGUGUGUGCUAGCACUUCCACAUGGCCUCCAUGCAGGACGGGGUGAACUUCUCAACUCAUCCCUACAGCAAAGUACUGCUGCUGGGGGCCAUCGCAGCAGCCUCGGCCUUCGUCGUCACCAUCCUCAUCGUCGUGUUGUGCGUCGGUUGCCAGAGGAAAGGAAAGUCGCACAAUGGCACUGGAGAGGAGAGGAAACACAGACUCAUGGACAUGAGUAUACUGAAGCAGUCCAAGCUGCGAUCCAUCAGUAAGUCAGACACCAAGCUUCAUGAGAUGAACAGACUCAACUGCAAUGGCAAGAAAUCUUCGAAGAAGAAUCGCCCCGCCAGCAUGGAUCUGCUUCUACUCCCCAGCCGUCGCUCAAACUCAGACCUGCGUGCUCAGGGCCGCCAGCUGCCUCAAAUCCCCGCCGGUGAAGACGGGGAACACACAUAUGCAGAGGUGGGCCGUCGCUCCUCUCCCACACGCAGUUCUGAGGACGCCCGCUACGGCGUCGGAGGUCGAGCUGGAGAGACGGACACACCCGCCCCACCGGCUGUCCCUGCCAACACCCCAGCUCCUCCUGAUCCUGAUGGAGACUGCUUAGAGGGCGGGAUUCCAGAGGCAGAGACCCUCCCCCAGGUGGUAAACACACCCCCUCAACCCCAGGAAAAGGUGGAGUACGCCUGCAUCAGGAAGGUCCGGAGAGUGGACAAAGCAGCGCAGAAGAGGGAAAAUGGGACGGACACAGAGGAGGGACUUGGACAACAACGACACAGCAGUGGGGACAUCCGACACGCUCCUCCCACCCACCAAGCCCCGCCUCCUAUGCACCCACACAGUCAGAAAAUGCCUAGGAAAAAUUUGGAGACCUUCAACCUUCCCGCAUUCCCUAAGGAGGCAGUGUUUAUGGGAAACGGAGAGCAGUACAUAUGGAAACCUCCGGAAGACGAUGACUUCAUGUUCCAGCACAAGCAGAUGGGUAUGCUGAGCUUGCACGCUGGAGAGAGUAUGGCAGCAUCUGCAGCAGGGAUCACAGAAAUGUAUUCCAAGGUCUGCAAAGCAGGCAAGAAGAAGCGAGCCAUGCCCGGCUCACCCACAGCACCAAGGGACAUCAGCGGCUUUAGGACCUUGGCUCGAGGUGACCGCGGCGACCGUGACGGGGGUUUUAGUGUUGUAGUCAAACCCCAAACGUGGGCCCCGCAGGAGGGCAAAAGCUCCCGAGUUCCCCCUGGCUGCAUGGAGGACCAUUGCUAUGAAGCCAUCAGCACAGAGGAAACAGACCUAGCUUACGAUACCAUGGAGGGUGGAGGCGGCUGGAGGCGCGACAGGCCUCCGCCCAACGCCAGCGCUACCCUUCGGCCCAAAAGGAAGAGACCACAGCAGCCCCUUCAGCAACCGCCUCCUCCCCCUCCACCUCCCCAGCAGAACACCAAAAUGCAGCAUCUCUCAGCCAAAGGCCUGGUGCUUCCAGGGGAGAGUCUGUAUGAGAGCAUCCCCGACCUGAAGCAGAGCUCGGCUAACUCCAGCACAACCACCAUCUUUACUUUUAAUGAUGGCAUGGAGAUGUACGUCACUGGCCUGUAGGGGGAGCUAUGGGAACUUUUUUCUUAGAAAACAACUUGAAUCUUGACGAUGGGAUGCACACGUUACCCCGCUGCUGUGUAUUUUAAAUGGUACCAAGUGUUCACUGAGCAUUUAUUGAGUUUUGUAAGCCUAGCUCAAGAUCAGUAUUGUUGCGGCACAAAAUACUUUGACGUUGAAAAAUAUUACAGAGUUCACUUAGUCGCACACCUCCAUGGCAAAGAAGAAAAUAGUCACCAGUGCCCUUCACCAGCCACGACAUAUCACCACAAACAUAACAUAUCACAACAGACAGUAGCAUCACUUGUAUUCCUCUAUAUGGAAUCCAUGUUUUUUUUCUUAUUUACACGCUGUGGUUUUUGACCAUCGGAAUUGCGGGUCAAAGCUAUAUUAGAUGCCUAGAAAAUCCCAAAGGAGAAAGUGAGCACAAGUCUAAUACAAAAAAAGCACAGAGUUUAAAAGCAUCCUUGCAGCCCCUGGCAAAAGAAAAUUAUAUUUUGAUUAGAUAGAGUCAAAAGCAAAAGCAUCGUCCCCUAUUUAAAAAAUUAACUUACUGACAAGAAAUCUAUAUUUAAUCUGUUCAUAGAAGAGUUUAUCCUAUUUUAUAAUGGCUAAAAGCUAUCUAUAAUCUAAAAGAUUUAGAAAAUACAUGGUCAUAUUUUUGUAACGUAAAAGUGUUUAUUUCUGUAAAAUUAAUAAUUUAAACAAAUAUUCUAAUUCGUUGGGUCACACAGUUGGAAUUAUUUUUCUUAUUAAGCACAAGUAUCCUUUGCUCAGCAUGUUAACUGUCAAAGUCAGUCCCCUUAUAAAAAUUGGACAGAUUUGAAAAAUACAUUUAAAAUCUAUUAAAGGGAUUGCUCCCCCAAAAUAAAUAAUUGUCAUGAUUUAUUCACCCACAUGUCUAUCUAACUCUUUUCUUCUGUGGAACACAAAAGAAGAUAUUUUGAGAAAUGUCUCAGUGGUCUAUAUAAUGGAAGUCAUGUUUUUUGGAGACCAACGUUCUUCAGAAUAUCUGCCUUUGUGUUCUCCAGAACAAGAAAGUCAUGUUUGAAAUGACACAAGGGUUGUAAUUACAGAAUUGUCAUUUUUGGGCGAUAAAAAAAAGAGAUGGUGAACUGUGAUUGCCAAUAAAGCAAGAUUUAGAAUUAGCAACAGCUCAGGGACAGUGACAAAAACAUGAAAUAAUUGCACACAAAAAUACAUUACAUAUCUGACAGGAGACCCCGAUGUCUUUUCAUUGUAAUUUAAUUGAUUUGUAGUUUUGACAUAACAUCACUGUCACAAGUCACCACAGCACUUCGACCACAGUAAAGUGAGUGUUUUUCUUUAUCAAAACUGUUUAUGCACUUUGCCUGAUUAAAAAAGAUGCAUGCUUUCAAGAAAAAAACACCCUUGUAAAGGGAAAAAAGAAAAGAAACGUGACAAACUAGCACUGUCACGUGGUAUCGGAGAAUGGUACGGUUUAUUUCUUGCUGUUGUCGGUGGUUUGUUUGCUUUAUACGCCUUUUUCAUCUGAGAAAAAGCACAGAGAGAUUUGCUUCAGUACUGGGGAGACCAAUGAGGACUCAAGGAGGACUCUCUAAAAUAAUAGACUGAUGGCAAGAAAUAUAACACGUAGUGUGUCAUGGGUGACUCCUUCCCCUCUUGUCAUUUCAGAAGCUGUCAGGAGGUCCGUGUGCGUCACACUCAUUCUUUAAACAAAAGAGUGUGGAUUACGAUAAGAUUAAGUGGAAUCACAAUCCAUUUGAUUCUUGAGCCAAUCUUCUGUGUUAUAUAGAUAUAAUGGGAGAUUUGUAAAAUGGUAAGAAGACUCAGCAAUUUCAAUUUGUGUAACUGGAGUGUAUUGGGGUUUCAACAGUGGACUAUUGUCAAAUUCUGUGAUCUCUGACACUUCUGUAUGGACUAUAGCUGCUUUAUCAAUGUCUUGAAUCUGAUAUUAAUGUGAUCUGGAAUAAAUUAUCCCAAUUGCCUGGAGCGCACAAAAAAGGGGCUCAGGUCGACCAAAUAUAGUCAAACGUUAGUGCAAUGUUGUAAAUAUGUUACAAACACGUGAACAAAAGAAAAUGCAGAAAGGGGUGGGGGGAUUUGCUCUUGGUGUUACUGAAAGUAUUUGUUUUUUCCGGUUGUCCUUUAUGGAAUGAUUUUCUCUGGUGACAAAUUAUCUCAGCAGUAUCUCUGUGAGUUUUGAUUAUGUGCUUUGGGAUUUAUUUUUUAACUUUCAAUUCAUUUUAGCUAUACUGUGUAUCUCAAAGACCAGUUGAUUUUAGUGUGGCAGCUAAUGUUGUGCGUUUGCUUAUCAAACAACAGGGUGGUGUGUAUUAAAGCUGUGUAAUUAAGUA
Messenger RNA from Triplophysa dalaica, 4340 nucleotides. RefSeq lists its product as uncharacterized. Lineage: Eukaryota; Metazoa; Chordata; Actinopteri; Cypriniformes; Nemacheilidae. The transcript has 7 exons. The record is from RefSeq and is a predicted model, not a curated record. Bases 460 to 2004 code for a protein of 514 amino acids. Gene Ontology annotation, cellular component: plasma membrane; membrane raft. Gene Ontology annotation, biological process: T cell receptor signaling pathway; negative regulation of T cell activation; B cell receptor signaling pathway.